AUGUUUGCAUCCCGACUAGCGAAGGCUGGAGCUGUGGUCUGCGCAUCCACAGCAGCUCUCUAUGCACUUGAUAUCGCCAAUGAAAAACGCUUCGAAUGGCAAAUGAAACGGUACUUCCGCACUGUACAUGCGGAUAAAAUGUCUGGUAUGAACCGAAAAUCCUCAGAACCUUUGCCGUCAAGAGAGAAGCUCAUCGACGACCUUAGAUCCGGCAUGCAGUUCGAUAUGCUGGUCAUUGGAGGUGGAGCCACAGGCGCCGGUAUAGCAUUAGAUUCACAGACCAGAGGAAUGAAGACGGCUCUAGUGGAGUUGGACGAUUUCUCCUCUGGCACAUCAUCUCGAAGCACGAAACUAAUCCACGGAGGUGUCAGAUACUUGCAAGCAGCUAUAAUGAAAGCUGACAGAGAACAAUAUCGCAUGGUCAAGGAGGCACUAUUUGAACGUGCAAACCUUCUACAGAUAGCACCGCAUUUGAGUGAACCAAUGCCAAUAUUGCUACCAAUAUACAAGUUAUGGCAAGUACCAUAUUACUGGUUCGGAAUCAAGAUGUACGAUGCUAUUUCUGGUAGACGGAUUCUCCGAAACUCAUUUUUUAUAAGCAAAACGAAGGCCCUGGAGAGAUUUCCUAUGUUGAAAAAAGGCUCUUUGAAAGGAGCACUUGUCUACUACGAUGGGACGAUGAAUGAUGCGCGAAUGAAUUUGGCUAUAAUUUUAACAGCGAUAAGGCGUGGAGCGAAAUGUGUAAAUCAUGUUAAAGUUGAAGGAUUGAUGAAAAAUGAGGAGGGAAAAGUGUGCGGAGCAGAAGUCAAAGACCUAAUGACUGGACAUAAAUGGCUCAUUAGAGCAAGAUGCGUGGUCAAUGCUACCGGACCUUCAACGGACCAUAUCCGACAAAUGGCUGAUCCCGAAGUGGACCCGAUUUGCGUGCCUAGCUCUGGAGCUCAUAUAAUUUUGCCAGGAUAUUUUUGUCCUGCAAAAACCGGUAUGCUUGAUCCGGACACUUCCGAUGGAAGAGUGCUUUUUAUGCUUCCUUGGCAAGGAAUGACUCUUGCCGGGACAACCGACCAACACGCAGAUGUAACAUUAUCUCCAGCCCCCACUUCUUCGGAAGUUGACUAUAUUCUUAAAGAAGCGAAGAAGUUUAUUACAAAAACCUUGCCCAUGCGCCGACAAGAUGUCAGCAGUGUGUGGUCAGGUUUGCGUCCAUUAGUUCGAGAUCCAAGCAAGAAAGAUACAAAAAGCUUGGCCAGAAACCACAUCAUUGAGGUCUCCAAUUCCGGACUAGUAACAAUCGCUGGAGGAAAAUGGACAACUUAUAGACACAUGGCAGAGGAGACCGUAGAUACAUGCGUAAAAGUACAUCAUCUUAAGCCGAACACUAAAUGCGUUACUGCUGGCUUAACCUUGGAGGGAGGUCACGAAUACGAUCCCCUACUUUACAUUCAUCUGAUUCAAGAUCAUGGUCUCAGCAUGGAUAUAGCGCACCAUCUAGCUCAUACAUACGGUGACCAAGCAGUAGAAGUAACAAAAAUGUGUGAUGAAACUUCAAAUGGACGCGUGAUUACCAAGCGCCUUCAUCCAAAUCAUCCUUUCUUAGAUGUUGAGGUACUAUGUGCGAUAAAUGAAUAUGCUUGCACAGUAGUGGAUGUGAUCGCAAGACGGAUGAGGCUUGCAUUUUUAGAUACACAGGCGGCUCAUGAAGCACUUCCAGAGAUUGUUCGCAUAAUGGGUGAUGAACUCAAAUGGUCGACUGAAAAGCGAAACUCUGAGCUGAAACAAGCUCGGCAUUUUCUUGACACUCAGAUGGGUCACACUAUCACGCAUGAAUUGUCUUCCAAUAACAGUUCUUCAAGUAACUCAAAAAAAGAAGCGUCUCACUGAACUCAAAGAAAUGUAAAAAAAAAGUUUGAGAAGAAAAGUCCUAUUGCAAUACAAUUCGUAACAAUAUCCAAAAACUUCUCAAACUUGAAUAAAGUUUGAGAUGAA
Messenger RNA from Cylicocyclus nassatus, 1986 nucleotides. The record is from the annotation of a GenBank genome assembly. NCBI's taxonomy places the organism in Eukaryota, Metazoa, Nematoda, Chromadorea, Rhabditida, Strongylidae.